GUGGUUGGAGGCAAGGUAAAGAAACCAGGCAAGCGAGGUCGUAAGCCAGCCAAAAUAGACUUGAAGGCAAAACUUGAAAGAAGUCGUCAGAGUGCAAGAGAGUGCAGAGCCAGGAAGAAGCUGAGGUACCAGUACCUGGAAGAGCUGGUUUCAAGCAGAGAACGAGCCAUCUGCGCGCUCAGAGAAGAACUUGAAAUGUACAAGCAGUGGUGCAUGGCGAUGGACCAAGGGAAAAUCCCCUCUGAAAUAAAAGCCCUGCUAACGGGAGAGGAGCAAGGCAAAGCACAGCAGAACUCAACCAAACUUGCCAAGGCUGGGAAGACGGAAGCAAACAGCAGCAAUCCCUGAGGCCCGUGCAGAACCUUCCGCCCUGCAGCAGAGGUAGCUUGUUAGCUAGCAGAAGAAUCCUGUUGCCAGAGAAGUGGAUG
Messenger RNA from Eurypyga helias (sunbittern), 428 nucleotides. RefSeq names its product cAMP responsive element binding protein-like 2 (gene CREBL2). Gene Ontology annotation, cellular component: nucleus. The annotation marks the transcript as partial. Lineage: Eukaryota; Metazoa; Chordata; Aves; Eurypygiformes; Eurypygidae. The transcript has 3 exons. Gene Ontology annotation, biological process: regulation of DNA-templated transcription. The record is from RefSeq and is a predicted model, not a curated record. Gene Ontology annotation, molecular function: DNA-binding transcription factor activity.